UGUGCGUGUGCGUGUGCGUGUGCGUGUGUGUGUGUGUGGCGAACGCCCUCAUCACCACCCGCCGCCUUCCUUCUCCGGCCCGCCGGCGCGGCCCCCUUUCUGGUGCGCGGCGGCAUGCGCCUCGGCUGAAGGGCGAACCCGCGGCGCGGCACAGCUCCGCAUGCAGGCGGCCGCUGACCCCAUCUCCGUGUUCUUGAAGCUGCUCGGAAAUGCCGGCGUGGCCAGCGUCUCCUUCCGCCCCCAUGGCCUGCUGGAGGUCACGCCUGCCAGCGGCCAGGUCCCGAUGAUGACCACCCGCGUGCUCAGCGGCGUCACGGUGGAGUGGCUGCUGGAGAGGAUUCUGGCGGCUGGGGUCGUGUUCACAGACGACCGUUCGGAGCCGAGGCGAUUGACCUCGACGGUGCGGGCAAUCGCUAAGUUCACGUUGCCCUUGUUCUAUUUGGCCGUGACCUACGUCAUGAUGCGGAAGCUCAUCGACGACCAGUCCCACGGCGGCGGCGGGCCGGCGGACCGCAAGCCGCGCGGCGCGGCCAGGCGCCGCGGACCGCCGACGACGUGGGACUCCGUGGUGGGCAUCGACGGCGCGCGGCUGGAGCUCAUGGAGGUCAUAGACUUCAUGCGCAACCCGGGGCGCUACCGCAAGAUGGGAGCCCAGUGCCCCCGAGGCAUCUUGCUCUCCGGGCCGCCCGGCUGCGGGAAGACGCUCCUGGCGCGCGCGGCCGCCCACGAGGCCCGCAUGAGCUUCCUCCAGUGCUCUGCCUCCGACUUCGUGGAGGUGUUCGUGGGCCGCGGCGCGGCCCGCGUGCGCGAGCUCUUCCGAUCCGCGCACGCCAGGGCGCCGUGCAUCCUCUUCUUCGACGAGCUGGACGCCCUCGCAAAGGCCCGCUCGGGCGGCCCGCACGGCAACGACGAGCGCGAGCAGACGCUGAACCAGCUGCUCACCGAGAUGGACGGUUUCGACAGCUGCCAGGGCGAGCGCUCCGUGCUCGUCAUCGCUGCCACCAACCGCCCCGACGUGCUCGACGCGGCGCUGCUGCGGCCCGGGCGCUUCGAUCGGCACGUGCGGGUGCCGCCGCUGGACCAGCGGGGGCGCCGGGCCGUGCUGGAGGUGCACGCGCGCGCCCGCGGGGUGCCGCUGGAGCGCCACGAGGACCUGGAGGGGAUCGCGCGGGCGAGCGCCGGCUUCUCCGGGGCGGAGCUGGCGAACGUCAUCAACGAGGCGGCCCUGCUGGCCGCGAGGGGUGGGGGCGAGGUGCAGGCGGUGAGGGCCACUCACCUGGAGGAGGCCCUGGACAAGGUGCGCGACGCCCAGGCUGGCCCUUACCAGGACGCGCAGUCCGAAGACAACCCCAUGUCGAGCGUGGCACAGGUGGUUCAGAUGAUGGCCGCCGCCGCCGCCGCUGAAGCUCGCCAUCGACAGGCCUAGCCGUCGGUCUGGCCAAGGCGUCGCGGGACAGGCCGGUUGCUGCGGCCGGGGGGCGCGGGAAGAAGAGGACGGCGCAGGCGCGAUGCUCCUUGGUCGGGCUGUCCAGUCGAUGGGGCGACGUCACGCACUGUGGUCUGUGCAGGAGCGUGAGGUGGCACAGUCUGGUCGGAUGUGCGCCACGCAUUACAAAAAACAGCAUUCCUUCUACGACUGCUGCUGGUCUGCAUCCGAUCUGUAUCCCCCACUGCGGUUCCUUCUUUUCCGCGUCAUAGUUUUCCCUCUCACCUUCCU
Molecule: messenger RNA, 1717 nt
Organism: Prorocentrum cordatum
Lineage: Eukaryota; Dinophyceae; Prorocentrales; Prorocentraceae
Source: the annotation of a GenBank genome assembly